Molecule: messenger RNA, 2254 nt
Organism: Bombyx mandarina (wild silkworm)
Lineage: Eukaryota; Metazoa; Arthropoda; Insecta; Lepidoptera; Bombycidae
Gene: Hnf4
Product: Hepatocyte nuclear factor 4
Biological process (GO): regulation of DNA-templated transcription
Cellular component (GO): nucleus
Molecular function (GO): RNA polymerase II cis-regulatory region sequence-specific DNA binding; nuclear steroid receptor activity; zinc ion binding
Source: RefSeq, a predicted model, not a curated record
AGCGGGUCGCAAUGAAGCACGCGCUUGACAUCGCAGUGCUCGUCCGGCAGUCUUAGUCGCAUCUCGCGCCGGUAAGGUCGCUUUCGGAAUCCGACCUCGACCUCGCAUAACCGUUAUCAACCGUUGUCAGUGGAUAUUUGUUGUGAUCAAUAUUGAAACAUUACCCGGAAGGUUUAAGUAAGCGUCUUUAAUCAACGCGUAAAUACAUUCUGUGACUUACUCAUCAUUGUCCUGGUUGUUUACAAACUGUCAUCGGUGUUAUGUCGCUGAUAAGUGUUAGGUCUGUUACGGAAUUUUUCUUAUUUUGCCUUUCGAACACUUUGGAACAAUUAUCGUUUAGUUUUGAUAAAAAUAGCGCCCUCGAUUGAUGAGUUGUGAUUGAAAACCGAUAAUAGUUGAAGUUACCUUCGCGGUGUGCGGGGUUUAUAAAAUGCCGGUGCUGGGCUACGAGAUAAUGACGUCUCAAGAAAUUUGCCCGAUGGGAUACAGUGCUGCGUCGGAGUACAUGGUCCCGGCCCACGUGUGGGAGAAGCAGCACAACGCUCCCUACAGCGACUUCCAGUCCAGAAGCGGAGGAGCAGACCACCGCGGGAUCAACGUGACAUACAACAGCGAAGAUAGUGAUAUGCAGCUGGAGACGAGCAGUAGCGAAGCAAGCGCAGCCAGUUCCACGACCAUAUCCCAGCAUUGCGCCAUCUGCGGGGACAGGGCGACGGGCAAGCAUUACGGUGCCUCGUCCUGCGACGGAUGCAAAGGAUUCUUCAGACGGAGCGUGAGGAAGAACCAUUUGUAUACAUGCCGUUUCAGCAGGAACUGUGUAGUCGACAAAGACAAAAGGAACCAAUGCAGAUAUUGUAGAUUAAGGAAGUGCUUCAAAGCCGGCAUGAAAAAAGAAGCUGUUCAAAACGAAAGGGACAGGAUCAACUGCAGGCGACCGUCUUACGAAGAACCGACGCAGGCCAACGGUCUAUCUGUUGUAUCGCUCCUCAACGCUGAACUCCUGAGUAGAAAAGUCAUUGACGAGACUGUAAACGUGAGCGACGCCGAAAUAAACAAUAGGAAGCUAGCAAAGAUCAACGAUGUAUGCGAUUCGAUAAAACAGCAACUACUCAUACUGGUGGAAUGGGCUAAAUACAUACCCGCCUUCACGGAGCUGCAUCUCGACGAUCAGGUAGCGUUGCUGCGUGCUCACGCCGGCGAGCACCUGCUGCUGGGCUGCGCGCGUCGCUCGCUGCACCUCAAGGACAUACUGCUGCUCGGGAACAACUGCAUCAUCACGAAGCACAACAUCGAUGGUCGUAUGGACAUUGACAUUAGCAUGAUAGGCAUGCGCGUCAUGGACGAGAUAGUGAAGCCCCUACGAGAGAUUGACAUAGACGACACUGAAUUCGCAUGUUUGAAAGCUAUCGUGUUCUUCGAUCCAAACGCGAAAGGCCUGUCCCAGCCGCAGAAGAUCAAGCAGCUCCGUUACCAGAUCCAGAUCAACCUGGAGGACUACAUCAGCGACCGGCAGUACGACGGGCGCGGGCGGUUCGGGGAGCUGCUGCUGUGCCUGCCGCCGCUGCAGAGCAUCACGUGGCAGAUGAUCGAGCAGAUCCAGUUCGCGAAGCUGUUCGGGGUCGCGCACGUCGACAGCCUGCUGCAGGAGAUGCUGCUCGGCGAAGCCGUCCUGGAGGAGCCGUCCCCGGAGCCGGCGGCCGCGUCCCCCUCCCCGCCGCUAGUGCCGCUGGUGCCGCUAGUGCCGCAACUGCCGCAGCUGCCAGGCAACGACUCCGCCUUCCUCGAACCGAUGCCCUUCAAACAAGAGCCCAACAUCUAAACGAUAAGUUUUCUGAUGCGAUAUCGAAAUGUGUUUAAACUAAAGCCCGCCUGGUACAUCAGAGAUAUGAGAACGCUUGACCCGACCCUGUACUGACAGUUACUAAGUCCAAACUGGAUGUGACGUCAUCGCGUGCUAAACCCGACGUGACGUCAGCGCGUGCGAAACUCGAUAUGACGUCAUCGCGUGCUAAAUCUUACGUGACGUCAGCGCGUGCGAAACUCGAUAUGACGUCAUCGCGUGCGAAACUAGCGAACCGUAGUCACUAUAGAAUUCCUUGCCAAAUUCAAUGAAAUAUUUCUUUUUAAGUGAAACGACAAUCGACAAACUUUGUCGGACGUAAAGACUCCUUCUAAUAGCAUUUAGCAUAGACAUAAAUGUAAAUGUCGUUUCUUUGCCUCCAUCAAAAUUAAAUUUCAUUUAAAAAAAAAAAAA